Messenger RNA from Lasiosphaeria miniovina, 864 nucleotides. RefSeq lists its product as uncharacterized. The record is from RefSeq and is a predicted model, not a curated record. The transcript is spliced from 3 exons. Lineage: Eukaryota; Fungi; Ascomycota; Sordariomycetes; Sordariales; Lasiosphaeriaceae. The coding region runs from base 1 to 864 and encodes 287 amino acids.
AUGUCGCAGUCUUCGCAGUCUACGACGGAAGCUCCUACGACGGAAGCUCCAGCGUCAAACCUCGAGUCCCACUAUGCACUGAGCCAUAGCUGGGCCAGCUAUAUAGGUGCCCAGUUUACUGGCCAAGAAGUAUUGAGUCUGAGAGGGGCCGUCGAUAGACAUUUCAGACAAACCAACACCUCCAUGACCUCAUUGCAAAACGACCUUGCCCGUACCCAGCAACUUAUCGCGGCCGCUCUCGCCGAGUCUAAGGCGACGUCAGAGCGAAUCCUCUCUGAAGUUGCUAGUCUAAAGCAAGACCUCGUAAAGAUACACGAGAGCAUUGAAGCCAGAGGGCAAAAUCAGCCCAUCAUCAGCAAUACAAGCCUCGACAAUGAAGCCGAGGCUGGUGCGACCCAACCUGACACGCAAGAGCGCCAGACUGUUGUCAGCAAUACAAGCCUCGACGAUGAAGCCGAGGUAGCUGACAUGGCGACCCAACCUGACAAUUGGCAAGAGAGCCAGAUUGUUGUCCGCAAUGUUGACAAGGACAGCCAAGUUGUCAACGGCCAAGUUGUCAACAGCCAAGUUGUCAAGCAGAAAGGCGGCACGCGCUUGGCUGGCCGCUCUUUUGAACGGACCCUGCAUAGUAAUCGCGAGUUCAGACGCGUCUACCACUCUUCUAUCAAAGAAUACGAGAACAGCAAGCCAAUUUCCGACGUGGCGUUUAUGUGGAAAUUCAUUCACAGCAUCGACAACUUCGGUCUCUCACUACAUAUCCAGGAGUGGUUGGUCGCUGGCUUCCCCAAGUACGUAUAUGCGAGAAAGCAGAUACGGGGGCAAAGUGACGAGCACCACAUCACCAUAUCGCGCAAACUGUCAUGA